Drosophila biarmipes is the source of this 1632-nucleotide messenger RNA. RefSeq lists its product as uncharacterized. The record is from RefSeq and is a predicted model, not a curated record. The transcript has 2 exons. Bases 80 to 1525 code for a protein of 481 amino acids. NCBI's taxonomy places the organism in Eukaryota, Metazoa, Arthropoda, Insecta, Diptera, Drosophilidae.
UAUAAAUACCCAAAGGUUCUGCGUAUUCCUCAUUAGAGUUUCGGUUUUACUGCUGUGAACAAGCAACUCAACGGACAAAAUGAAACUCUUCCUGGUCGCCUUCGCCGUGAUCGCAGCCGUGGCUGCCGAUGUCAGCCACCUGCCCUCCAACGAGUACCUGCCUCCCGUCCAGGAGCAGCAGAUCAUCGCUGGCCCCAGCAACGAGUACCUGCCCCCUGUCGCCCAGGAGGUGGAGGCUGCCCCAGCCCAUGAGCUCGCCGACGAUGGCUACCGCUACAAGACCCACCGCCGUGUGGUGCUCCGUCGCCACCGUCGUGAUGUCAACGAACUGUCCAACGAGUACCUGCCCCCAGUUGUUCCUUCCAACGAGUUCUUGGCUCCCGUUGAGGCUGCCCCCGAGACCGUCCUGGCCGAUGAUGGCUACCGUUACAAGACCAACAAGCGCGUGGUUCUCCGCCGUCACCGUCGUGAUGUGAACGAGCUGUCCAACGAGUACCUGCCCCCUGUCCAGGCUGCCGCUCCCUCCAACGAGUACCUGCCCCCAGUGGAGGUUCAGGCUGCUCCCGAGACCGUUCUUGCUGAUGAUGGCUACCGUUACAAGACCCACAAGCGCGUGGUGCUCCGCCGUCACCGUCGUGAUGUGAACGAGCUGUCCAACGAGUACCUGCCCCCAGUUGCUCCUUCCAACGAGUACUUGGCUCCCGUUGAGGCUGCCCCCGAGACCAUCCUGGCCGAUGAUGGCUACCGGUACAAGACCAACAAGCGCGUUGUGCUCCGCCGUCACCGUCGUGAUGUGAGCCACCUGCCCUCCAACGAGUACCUGCCCCCUGUCCAGGCUGCCGCUCCCACCAACGAGUACCUGCCCCCAGUGUCUGCCCCCGUCCAGGUUGCUGCCCCAGCUCCUGCUCCCGUCCAGAUCGCCGCCCCCGUCCAGUUGGCUGCCCCCGCUCCCGUCGAGAUUGAGGCCGAGCCCGCCCAUGAGCUGGCCGAUGAUGGCUACCGCUACAAGACCCACCGUCGCGUCGUCUACCGUCGCCACCGUCGUGAUGUGAACGAACUGUCCAACGAGUACCUGCCCCCAGUUGCUCCUUCCAACGAGUACUUGGCUCCCGUUGAGGCUGCCCCCGAGACCGUCCUGGCCGAUGAUGGCUACCGUUACAAGACCAACAAGCGCGUGGUUGUCCGUCGCCACCGUCGUGAUGUUAACGAGCUGAGCAACGAGUACUUGCCCCCCGUCCAGGAGGCCGUUGCUCCCUCCAACGAGUACCUGGCUCCCGUUGAGGCUGCCCCCGAGACCGUCCUGGCUGAUGAUGGCUACCGCUACAAGACCCACAAGCGCGUUGUGCUCCGCCGUCACCGUCGUGAUGUGAACGAGCUGUCCAACGAGUACCUGCCCCCGGUGGCUCCUUCCAACGAGUACUUGGCCCCCGUGGAGAACACCGUCGAGGUUGCCCCCGCCCAUGUCCUGGCUGACGAUGGCUACCGCUACAAGACCCACAAGCGCGUUGUGAUCCGCCGCCACUAAAAAGAUGCGAUAACGGCUUCACUAGGUGAUCGAGUUGCCCUCAUUUUGGAGUGCAGACCCUACUAUUAGAAUACCUCCUUUUCAUUCAAACAAAUACAAUAAUACGA